ACCGCGCGCAUAAACUGCAGGUUCUCGGUGGUUUCGGUUACGGGUAUCGCAACCGUGCUUUCUAGUAGUCGCGCGCUUCACCGGCAACAUGGCCUGGACGAAAUACCAGUUGAUGCUCGCCGCUAUGAUGCUUGUCACGGGCUCCAUCAACACGCUGUCGGCUAAGUGGGCCGACAACUUCUCAGUACCAGGAUGCCACGGGUCCGAGGAACACACUUUUUCUCACCCUUUCCUGCAGGCCGUGGGCAUGUUUCUAGGGGAGCUCAGCUGCCUUGCAGUCUUCUACAUCCUGCUCUGUCACGACAGACAGGCCCCUGAGCCAAGAAUGAACCCGGGUCAGAAAUUCAAUCCAUUCCUGUUCCUCCCCCCGGCUGUCUGCGAUAUGACUGCCACCUCCAUCAUGUAUGUGGCUCUGAAUAUGACCAGUGCCUCCAGCUUCCAGAUGUUGCGGGGUGCAGUCAUCAUUUUCACUGGACUGCUGUCUGUUGCCUUCCUGAACCGGCGCCUCAUUGCCAGUCAGUGGAUCGGGAUCUUUGUUACCAUUCUGGGGCUGGUGGUGGUGGGACUGGCUGACUUUACCAGUGGCAAGAAGGAUGAUACUCGUAAGCUUAGUGAUGUCAUCACGGGUGACCUCCUGAUCAUCAUGGCACAGAUCAUUGCAGCGGUCCAGAUGGUUCUGGAGGAGAAAUUUGUUUACAAACAUGAUGUUCACCCUCUGAGAGCUGUAGGCACUGAAGGUUUUUUUGGCUUUUUGAUCCUGUCUCUUCUGCUGAUUCCCAUGUUCUACAUCCCAGUGGGAAAUUUCAGCAACAACCCUCGCCAUGUUCUGGAAGAUGCACUAGAUGCCUUCUGCCAGAUUGGCAACCAACCCAUGAUUGUGCUGGCGCUCCUGGGCAACAUUGUCAGCAUAGCCUUUUUCAACUUUGCUGGCAUCAGUGUGACCAAGGAGAUCAGCGCCACCACGCGCAUGGUGUUGGACAGCCUGCGUACCGUCAUCAUCUGGGUAGUCAGCCUGGCUGUGGGAUGGGAGCAGUUCCAUGGGCUGCAGGUGUUGGGCUUCAUUAUUCUUCUGGCUGGGGCUGCCCUGUACAAUGGAUUGCACCGCCCCCUAAUGGCCAAGAUACCCUUCUGUGCCAGGUUCCAAGGUGAGGACAGUGAUUCUGAGAGGGAGCGACUCCUGGCUAAUAGCGAGGGUGCGGUCAAUGAUGCAAGCUAGUCUUUCAGCGUGCUCUAUGUUGUGCUGGGACUGUGUACGCAAACACUCUGUACCUUUUAUAAAUACUGUGUCACAGGUAUGUAUUCAGUCUCUGGGAAAGACUGUUCUCUGUAUCAGUUUAGUUUCUUCAGAUUUAUAAUGUUCUUUUUUUAAAAUGUAUUUGGAAGGUUUUUUUAUUGUUUACACAAUACAAUCUUUAUAACUGAGGAAAAGUAAUUAAAUUCUAAAAUUUUGCAAUUAAAUUUUAGUUUGUGUCUUUACCAGGGCUGUGGAGUCGGUACACAAGACCUCCGACUCCAGUAACCCAGUAAUUGCUUCUGACUCCACAGUAUUGCUUAGGACUCAUUAUUUACUCUUUAUGCACAAAUUCCAGGAGAACUAGCAGAUGACAUUACCGCUUGCGGUAUUGUAUUAUUCAUAUGCAAACGCGGCUGACUGGCUCGACACAUUUGCACACCAUCUGUUGGCAAAGUAAACUACAUGCUCAUGUUUUGUUUACAUUUAAACUCUAACAGUCUUAAAAUAACCUAUCAUUGGAUGCAGUAAGUAAAACAGUUGUAAUUUUAUAUAAAACACGACAGUUUGACUGCUGCUGCCUAGCCUAGGCCCAGAUCGUAAACGUAUGAGUCUGCAGGCCUAGCCUAGCCCCAAAAGUUGCACAUUUUUGAGGUCAACUUCUAUUACACCUCUAAUUUGAGGAUGGGGUGAGG
This is a messenger RNA of Scleropages formosus (Asian bonytongue), 1926 nucleotides long. It is a transcript of the gene slc35f6, whose product is annotated as solute carrier family 35 member F6. The transcript is spliced from 6 exons. Lineage: Eukaryota; Metazoa; Chordata; Actinopteri; Osteoglossiformes; Osteoglossidae. The record is from RefSeq and is a predicted model, not a curated record. Gene Ontology annotation, biological process: transmembrane transport. Gene Ontology annotation, cellular component: membrane; intracellular membrane-bounded organelle. The coding region runs from base 89 to 1216 and encodes 375 amino acids. Gene Ontology annotation, molecular function: transmembrane transporter activity.